Dioszegia hungarica is the source of this 735-nucleotide messenger RNA. RefSeq names its product trimeric LpxA-like protein. The coding region runs from base 1 to 735 and encodes 244 amino acids. Gene Ontology annotation, molecular function: acetyltransferase activity. The record is from RefSeq and is a predicted model, not a curated record. Lineage: Eukaryota; Fungi; Basidiomycota; Tremellomycetes; Tremellales; Bulleribasidiaceae. The transcript is spliced from 2 exons.
AUGCCGAACCCCGCAGUCUCCCCUCCAGGUCCUCCGGAGAGCUCGGCCUCGGUCAUGUCCUCUAACAAAACCCCAGCAUCUCUUGCAGAUCGACCACAUCCCAACCCCUCGUUCGACCCCGAAACGCACCCUUCCUCGGACGCGCACUACCCUCUCCUCGGCUCAGGCCGACCCUACAAUUACUUUACACCUUACAUCCUUGCUGAGGCAGACAACACCGAGCCUCUGCUCCGGGCUUUCAACGACUCGCUUGCGGGUUCAGAGCGGGAUGCGGCGUUGCGGGCCUUGUUGGGCGGGAUUGGUGAGGAAUGUACGGUCAUCCCCCCACUAUGGGUUGAGUGGGGCAGCCAUACCGUCCUUGGCCGCGGAGUAUAUCUGGGCACAGGUAUUAAUAUACAAGAUACCGGAGGAGUGACGAUCGGUGACUACACGAUGAUUGGCCCCUCCUGCACCCUUUCGACGGUCACACAUCCCCUCAAUCCUCGUCUUCGUGGUAGCCACAGCCCUGAGCUUAGCCGACCUGUCAAGAUCGGCUCGAAUGUCUGGCUAGGCGGGAACGUGACUGUGCUGGGCGGAGUGGAGAUAGGGGACGGGUGUGUCAUUGGGGCAGGGGCAGUUCUGACCCGCUCGACGGGAAAGAAUGAGCUGUGGGUGGGUGUGCCUGCCAAACUGGUCCGUUCGGGGCUGGAUACAUGGGAUGAUGGUGUAGAUUGGGGAUCUGUGCCACCUAUAUAA